Molecule: messenger RNA, 1224 nt
Organism: Neoarthrinium moseri
Lineage: Eukaryota; Fungi; Ascomycota; Sordariomycetes; Amphisphaeriales; Apiosporaceae
Exons: 2
Source: RefSeq, a predicted model, not a curated record
AUGAGUUUGAAACGAAAGGCAGAUGAGGCGGAUGGGCCAAGCUCUACAUCCGCUAAGGAUGCGGCUGAGCAGAUCUUAGAUCUAGUCCGCUCAGAACAUGGUUCUUCUAACUCGGAUUUCUACCGACUUUUCGGGAUGACGCCAAGUUCAUUUGGACAGCCACUGAGUGACGAGGACAUUGCUUCUUUGAAACAAAAAGGGGAAGGAUACAUUCGUAUUUUGAACGAAUUCGUUGAGAACGCCGGCCAGACACUGCUAAACCCGGAGACAAAAAUCGCGUACGACAAAGAGCGUAUGAGACAGACUCAAUACGAGCUAAAUAACGGAGGUGAAGGAAUGCAUAUCGACCAAGACAGUGUUGGAGAGGAGAGCGACGAUGAUGAUAGGAUGUCAGACGAUGAUUCAGGCCCCGAAGAAGGACUCCUUGCCAAGCUUCCCGGGCUUUACAGUGAAGCAGGCCCAAUCUUGAAAGAGUACUUGUCCAAGCCGGACGAUCCAAACAAAUCUGCCCAACAAAUCAUGAUUGAGCCUUACGAGCCUCUUGACAAAUUUAAUGAGAGGAUCACUCAAGAGCUCGGCAAAAAGCAUGGCCGAGGAUUCACGAUUAAAUAUACGCUCUUGAAAACCUACUCCCGAGACAUACUUCAAUUAAAGAAUGAUAUUGAGGAAGCCGACGGGCCAGUAAAGGAGACAUUGCAGAAUAAGUUCAGUGUGCUGGUCAACAAAAUCUGGAAGUAUGUGAGAACCAACCAACUUCCAGACGACUGGGCAACUCUCCUCGGAGUCGAAGCACCAGGCCCUUCAUUCGACAUUGAAAGAGACUCAUCAUGGGACGAACCGUAUCUCAGCCUACCUAGAAGCAAGACAAGUGAUAUGAUAUUCCUAUCAUGGGUCCCUGCGAGUGGGAUGAGGCCGAGGAGGAUAUUCGUUAUGACGCCCGGCGGAAUGGAAUGUAUGGGUGUACGAAAACUCGGAUUAGAGGGCCAUUCUUUCAUCCAGAACCACCCCGAACAGAAAAGGAUCUCUGGUACCGAUCCGUUCCCGAACUACACAUUUAUUGGGGUUGCGGAUGUCUGGGCGGACGGAAGUGGGACGGAGAUGCGGUUUCCCGCUAUCUACCUUCUACUUCGUUUCCACCGCCCUCGUUUCCAAGGCAACGUGUUCCGGGUGGCCGCGCGUAGUACGACCAAAAGGGCUCAACGGUUUGACGACGACGAAACAGUG